AUGUCGCGCAAGCAAGUAGACUCGAGAAUCCCGGCUCUCAUCCGCAACGGAGUCCAGGAAAAGAAGAGGAGUUUCUUUGUGGUUGUCGGUGACCAUUCCAAAGAUACGAUCGUCCGCCUGCACUAUAUCCUCUCCCAAGUCGACGUCAAGCAGAACAAGUCGGUGCUAUGGGCCUACAAGAAUAAGCUGCUCGACUUCACCAGCCACCGAAAGAAGCGCGAGGCAAAGAUCAAGAAGGAAAUCAAACGAGGCACACGAGAAGCAAACUCCGAGGACCCCUUCGAACUUUUUGUUUCGCUCCACAACAUCCGAUAUGUCUACUACAAGGAGACAGAGAAGGUCCUCGGUAACACAUACGGCAUGUGUAUCCUCCAGGAUUUCGAGGCCGUGACGCCAAAUAUCCUUGCGCGAACGAUCGAGACGGUCGAGGGAGGCGGGCUGGUGGUGCUGCUACUCAAGGGAAUGAACAGCCUGAAGAGCCUCUACACAUUGUCUAUGGACGUCCACUCGCGAUACCGAACCGAAGCCUACGACGAUGUUGUCGCCAGAUUCAACGAGCGGUUCAUAUUGUCGCUCGGGAGCUGCGACUCGUGCCUGGUGAUUGACGACGAGUUCAACGUGUUGCCCAUAUCGGGAGGGAAAGAUGUCAAGGCGCUUCCGCCCCCAGACUUGGAUCAGCCCAAGACCGCAACCCAAGAGGAGCUGGAUAAUCUCAAGGAGAGCCUGGAGGACACCAAACCCGUUGGGUCACUGGUGAAGCUUGCGAAGACGGUGGACCAGGCCAAGGCCCUGUUGACGUUCUGCGACGCCAUCUCGGAGAAGACCUUGAGGAAUACUGUCACCCUGACCGCUGCGAGAGGAAGAGGUAAAUCUGCGGCAAUGGGUGUGGCUGUCGCAUCAGCUGUCGCGUAUGGUUACAGCAAUAUCUUCGUCACAUCGCCUUCUCCUGAAAACCUGAAGACGUUCUUCGAGUUCAUCUUCAAAGGAUUCGAUGCCUUGGGUUACGUCGACCAUCUUGAUUACUCUAUCAUUCAGGCCACCUCGCCGGAGCUGAACAAGGCCAUCGUCAGAGUCAACAUUCACCGGGACCACAGACAAACGAUCCAGUACAUAAGACCACAGGAUGCGCAUGUGCUUGGACAGGCUGAACUGGUCGUCAUAGACGAAGCUGCUGCCAUCCCAUUACCACUCGUGAGGAAGCUGAUGGGGCCGUACCUUGUCUUUAUGGCAUCUACAAUCAAUGGUUACGAGGGAACCGGGCGCUCUCUGUCGCUGAAGCUGAUUAAGCAGCUAAGAGAGCAGUCAAGACCAGGCGCGUCCGUCAGCGGAGAGGGCGAGGUUGCAGACAGAUCAACGGGCAGGGCCGCCAAGAAUCAGGAGUCCUCCCACCUCGGUGGCAGGACACUGCGAGAGAUUACUUUGUCAGAGCCAAUCCGUUACGCACAAGGAGAUUCUGUGGAAAGGUGGCUGAACAGGCUUCUCUGCCUGGACGCAACACUGCCAAAAGCAAAGCUCAGCCAGGGCUGCCCGGACCCAGCGCAGUGUGAGCUGUUGCACGUCAAUCGCGAUACCCUCUUCAGCUUCCAUCCCGUGCCGGAGAAGUUCCUGCAGCAGAUGGUCUCACUUUACGUUUCGAGUCAUUACAAGAACAGUCCUGACGACCUCCAGCUCAUGAGCGACGCACCUUCCCACGAACUGUACGUAUUGGUGCCGCCUGGGGCAACAGAAGGGAGUCGUCUCCCGGAACCGCUUUGUGUCAUUCAAGUGGCUCUUGAGGGCAAGAUCAGCCGGCAAAGUGUGAUCAACUCUCUGAGCAGAGGACGGAGACCCGAUGGUGACUUGAUACCAUGGCUGGUCAGCCAGCAGUACCAGGAUGACGAGUUUGCUUCCUUGUCCGGGGCCAGAGUUGUCCGGAUUGCAACAAACCCAGAUUACGCCUCAAUGGGAUACGGAUCAAAAGCGCUGCAACUUUUGACCGACUACUAUGAGGGCAGGUUUACGAACCUCGCGGAGGAUGCGGAUGUAGCAGUUGAGGAGACGAUAACCAGGGUGACGGACGCAGAGCUUGCAGAUGCGAACCUGCUGGAUGACAACAUCAAGAUCAGGGACCAGAGCAAAAUGCCCCCACUGUUUUCGGUUCUCUCUCAACGCAGGCCGGUAGAACUCGACUAUGUCGGUGUAAGUUACGGACUGACGCAGCCCCUGCACAAGUUCUGGAAACGGUCGUCGUUCGCACCGGUCUAUCUGAGACAAACGGCCAACUCGUUGACGGGCGAGCACACGACCGUCAUGAUCAGGCCGCUGGAGAGGAGCGGCGACAGGAGCUGGCUUGGUGCCUUCUCCCGUGAUUUCCACCGCCGAUUCAUGGAGCUGCUCUCCUACCAAUUCAGGACGUUCCCCUCGGUCUUGGCUCUGAGCAUUGACGAGAGCGCCAACGCUGGAGCAGCACUUGACGACGUCGAGCCCCGCCCAUUAACCAAGGCAGAGCUCGAUGAGCGCUUCACUCCCCACGAUCUGAAGCGUCUGGAGUCGUACGCGAACAACAUGUUGGACUACCACGUCAUCCUCGAUCUCAUCCCAAGAAUAGCAGAACUCUACUUCUCGGGACGUAUCAAGAACGCAGUCAAAUUGUCGGGUAUCCAGCAGUCGAUCCUCCUCUCGGUCGGUCUUCAGCGCAAGGAUAUGGAUGCUGUUGCGGAAGAACACGGAAGCCUCCAAUCGUCGCAGUUGCUCGCCAUGUUCAUCAAGAUCCUGCGCAAGAUCACGACACAUUUCAGCAGCGUUGUUUCAGGGGCGUACGAUGCCGAGAUGCCCCGGACGGACAUUGGCGUCAGCCGCGAAAACGCGACUGGCGUGCAUGACGACGAGAUUGUCGACAGCAAGUUCCAACCUUUGGAGAAGGCUCUGGAGGAGGAGCUUGACGAGGAGGGAGAUGAGGCCCUGAAGGAGGUCAGGAGGAAGCAGAGAGAGCUGAUUGACUCUCUGCCUCUUGAUCAAUACCAAAUCGAGGGCAACGAAGAAGUGUGGAAAGACGCCGAGGAGCAGGUCAAGAAGGGCAAGGGAAGCAAUGUGGUCAGCGUCAAGAGCAGCAAGCAGAAGAGGAAGGCUGGCCAGACCGCGGAGGAGGUCUAUAAUGAGGCUUUCGGUGAAAAGAAGCACAAGAAGCACAAGAAACCCAAGAAAUAA
Messenger RNA from Diaporthe citri, 3186 nucleotides. RefSeq lists its product as uncharacterized. The transcript is spliced from 3 exons. The record is from RefSeq and is a predicted model, not a curated record. The coding region runs from base 1 to 3186 and encodes 1061 amino acids. Gene Ontology annotation, cellular component: nucleolus; 90S preribosome. Gene Ontology annotation, molecular function: tRNA binding; ATP binding; 18S rRNA cytidine N-acetyltransferase activity. Gene Ontology annotation, biological process: rRNA acetylation involved in maturation of SSU-rRNA. Lineage: Eukaryota; Fungi; Ascomycota; Sordariomycetes; Diaporthales; Diaporthaceae.